Molecule: messenger RNA, 2389 nt
Organism: Osmia lignaria (orchard mason bee)
Lineage: Eukaryota; Metazoa; Arthropoda; Insecta; Hymenoptera; Megachilidae
Source: RefSeq, a predicted model, not a curated record
GUUCUUUUUCCCGUACAUACUCCCUCUGUUCAUUGUUUAUUUUCAAACACAAUAAACGAAUAAAAAACGUUGCAACGCUGAUCAGAAUAUUUUCGAACAUCCAAGAUCGUUUCUUUAUUUUCAUCAUCAUGUUUUAUAUCUCGAUGAAACACGUUCAAAUAUCAUCCACGUAUGUGCACGCCCUUCGCAGCGAAAGGGUUAAUACCAAGGAUGAAAUCAACGAAGGUACAGGAUCAGUUAAUAACCGUCGAAUAUCGAACAGCUGUAAUCUCUGGAUAGUUCAACAGACGAAUUCGUUUGUUGAUUACGUUUGAUCAACUCGGUCGAGAUUAAGAAUGGGAUGGCAGCUAUAAGUGAUACGUUCACCUGUAAAGUUUAAAAAAAGAAUGACGUUCAUGAACGUCUUGAUAUUUCUGUUGUUCGUUACAAUAGUAAGAUCUCGUCCAAUGUCUUAUAGUACUUACGACGAAAAAGAAUUGUCCCGAGAUAAUUCUCCAUUUUUACUUCUGGUCGACCAUCGGAUUCCGGACUUGGAGAACGAGAUGUUUGACUCGGGCAACGAUCCUGGAUCAACGGUGGUUCGAACCAAACGAAUUGGAUCUUUGUCAAUCGUGGAUUCCUUGGACGUUUUACGGGAAAGGGUGCUCUUGGAACUUGCACGACGCAAGGCGUUGCAGGAUCAACGACAAAUUGAUGCUAAUCGACGUAUUUUGGAAAGUAUUGGUAAAAGAUCAUUACCUGUCUAUAACGGGGAUCGAAAGAAUGGGAUGGAAUAUAUGAUUGAACAUGAAAGAAAGAAUCAGAACGUAACACCGGAAAGAAUCACUGGUGGAUUUCAAAAUUGGCUACAAAGGGACGAUUCCGUCUUUCGAGAAAGACAAGACGGGCCGACUCGAAGGGUAACUUAUUUCUGAAGUACAGGCAAACGAAUUGCAUUUACUGUAAUUGACUCUGAAAGGCAAAUAUAAAAAGAAGAAAAAAAUCAACUAUCGCUAUAUUACGGUUUUUUAUCUAACAAGCUAAUGAAUUGCGUAUAGUUUAUGUAUUAUUCGUCAUACCCCUCAGGUUUUACAUGUAUGUGGUACAUUUAACGGUGUGCAGGAGCCAUAAUUUAAUAGCGUUACAUUCAUGAAUUAUAUGGAAAUUAACUCGUACGUCGAGCACAAAGUAAUUAUUAGCAUGUUCGCAUAAAAUUUCCAGUAAAGCAGGAUUAGUUCAAAGGAUAGAAUGUAUCAGUAUUCUUCUGUAUAUUUUAAUUCUUUUAAUAGCUAGUUUAAUUGUAAGCAUCCUGAUGUGGGUUCGGAAAAGGAGGGAAAUAGAAAUGAUAAAUGAAUAAGAAAUAUGGAUUUUAUUAAAAAUAUAUGACUAAAGCUGAUAUUGAUUAUCCAAGCUUCAAAUAUAUUCUAUUUCUUCCUUUUCAAUUAUGCAACACCAUCAAACAGAACAGUAUUAUAUAUUGUGAUUUGUUCCAGUCUGCCCAAAACAGUAAUCUCCACGCUUAAUAUUUGAUAUCCAAUGUUGGAUACAUGUAACUUAAUAAUGUAUGUUUCUUUAUGUUAAUGUUUUAAGUUUUAAGCACUGAACGUGUAUUAAUGAGGUGUAGAAAGUAUAUUCAUCACAGGUUUUGUUUAUAAUAGUAAUGAGUUCAAUCAAAAAAUAAAUGUUCCAAUGAAACAUUUCAAGCUCUUUAACGCGAAUCGCUUUUGUUUCAUUUAUUUUAUUAUUAUGAUUAAACAAAUAUUGUGACAAUAGAAUUCGACUACUUUCAGUGUUACCAAAGAAAUGCCAUAUUUUGCGGAUAUACUCAAAAUAAUCGGUCAAUAGUUCCUUUUGUAUGCAUGAUAAAUUAAUAUAUGUAUAUGUUGUGUUUUCAGUAUUCGUCUUCAAAUUGUAUUCAUGUCCACGUCGAACAUCGAAGCGUAACUUAUUUGUUAAAUGUUCUAGUUUUAGUCUUAAGUGUUAAUAUGUUGUAUUAAAAAUGUAAAACAACAUUAAUGUUUUCACAAUUAAUAUAAAUGUGAGAAACUUGUGAUCAUCGGGAAUAAUUAUAUUUCUUUUUUUUUUUGUAUUUAUUGAAUGUAAUUCCUGUUUUUAAUUUCACCCAUUUUAAUCUGGUUCUUCAUUGAUUUUUGCUAAUCAUUCCCCUGGCUGUACAUUGAACAUAAAUGAUCUUUAGGACUAUCGCGAGAACAUAGAAAAUUUACAAUAUAGUAAUGAAACAAGUUAAUGCUUCUGAUGUUUACGUUAAUAUUAGAAUAUAGACAUACCUACACGCGAUUAUUAUUUAUGUGUUAUACUAUAUAACUUGUUGCUAAAAACAAAAAAACGUGUAUAAGAAUAACUAAAAAUGUUGUAUGUAAUAUAGGUAGAACGUAUUUAUUUUAAAAAA